Molecule: messenger RNA, 1119 nt
Organism: Penicilliopsis zonata CBS 506.65
Lineage: Eukaryota; Fungi; Ascomycota; Eurotiomycetes; Eurotiales; Aspergillaceae
Exons: 3
Coding region: 1-1119 (372 amino acids)
Cellular component (GO): mitochondrion
Molecular function (GO): molybdenum ion binding; oxidoreductase activity
Source: RefSeq, a predicted model, not a curated record
AUGCUAACCGAACAGACAGAGACAGUCGAGAAUCCCUUAAACCGGGAACCUCCCGUGAAAGAGUUGAUCGAAAGUUUCCUGACCCCCCCUUCAAUAAGCUACGACCGUAACCAUGGCCCAAUCCCCCACCUCUCAUCCUCGACACACACCCUCCAUGUCAACGGACAGGUCAAGCAUCCGCUCUCGCUAUCCAUGCACGCCCUCUCCACCGAGUUCGCCCAGCACGAGGUGACCUGCGCGCUCGAAUGCGCCGGGAACAGACGGCACACGAUGCGCACGCUCCUCAAGGAAGUCCAGGGGAUCGAUUGGGGGGAUGGCGCGGUGAUGAACUGUUCCUGGCGUGGGCCGCGAUUACGAGAUAUUCUACUUCGUGCGGUGAUACAGCAUGGAGGAGGAAGAAGAAGAAGCGAAAGGAAAGAUCUACAUGUCGCCUUUUCGUGUUACCAGGAACGAUGCCAGGAAGACGACUGGUUCGGGGGGAGUAUCCCUUUAUCAAGAUGUAUGAGGGAGGAUGCAGAUAUAAUACUUGCUUUAAAGAUGAAUGAUGAUCCCCUUCCAAUCGAACAUGGAUACCCCCUUCGGAUCAUCCUACCAGGCAUCGCAGGCGCGCGGUGGGUGAAAUGGCUCGACGCAAUCACCGUCCAACCUCACGAAUCUACCAAUUUCUACCAACAGCACGACUACAAGAUCCUCCCUCCCGAAGCUGUGGAUACGUUCUCCGCGGAGAAAUUCUGGGCGCGCGUCCCGGCAAUGGCUGAGAUGCCGAUCAAUUCGGUGGUCGCCCUGCCAGAGGGGGAGGUCGUGGUUUCUUCUCUGAUUGAAGUGAAAGGGUAUGCCGUUCCGCAGGGCGAUAGCGGGCCCGUCACUGGAGUUCAAGUCUCGAUGGACGAGGGGAAGACGUGGAUCGAAGCACGUCUGGACGAAUCCCAGGCCCGGAGUAAGUGGUGCUGGGUCCUUUGGACGGCGCAGAUUCCAGUCUCUCCCUCGCAUAAAGGACACCGGGUGAUUCUUAGCAGGGCAACGGAUGCAGGAGGAAAUACACAACCGGAUCAUUCGCAGUGGAAUCUGCGCGGGGUGGCUUAUAAUGGGUACGGGAGGUCGAAAGUGACUUUGAUCUAG